CUGAGGAUGUAUGGUUACCUGCCCCAGGCCAGCAGACAGAUGUCGACCAUGCGAUCAGCUCAGAUCCUGUCCAGCUCCAUCAGCGAUAUGCAGCGGUUCUAUGGCCUGGAGGUCACCGGACAGAUGGACCCUCAAACCAUCAGUGCCAUGAAGAGACCCCGCUGUGGUGUGCCUGACAAGUUUGGAGGCCAGAUCAAAACCAAUGUGAGGCGGAAGCGCUACGCCCUCACCGGACAUAAAUGGAACAAGAACCACCUCACAUAUAGCAUCCAGAACUACACUCCCAAGAUCGGAGAGUAUAAUUCAUACGAAGCCAUCCGGCGGGCCUUUAAAGUCUGGCAAAGGGUCACUCCAUUGACCUUCGACGAAAUCCCUUACCAGGAGAUCAAAUAUGGACGACGCAAGGAGCCCGACAUCAUGAUCUUCUUUGCUUCAGGUUUUCAUGGAGACAGCUCUCCUUUUGAUGGAGAGGGAGGAUUCCUCGCCCACGCCUACUUCCCUGGACCUGGAAUGGGCGGGGACACGCACUUUGAUUCCGAUGAGCCGUGGACCAUAGGAAACCAGAACAUACAAGGUAAUGACCUCUUCCUGGUCGCAGUCCACGAGCUGGGUCAUGCCCUGGGUUUGGAGCACUCCAACAACCCACUGGCCAUCAUGGCUCCCUUCUACCAAUGGAUGGAGACUGAGAACUUCCAGCUGCCUGAGGACGACAGGAGGGGCAUACAGCAGAUCUAUGGUCACUCCGACAUUGGGCCCACCCAGGCCCUGCCCACAGUGACGCCACGCCGCCCGGAACCUCGGCCACCUCAAACACCACCUCGACAUCCUGACCGUCCCAGAACCACUGAAAGACCAGAUCACUAUGGACCCAAUAUCUGUGAGGGGAACUUUGACACAGUCGCCAUGCUCCGAGGAGAGAUGUUUGUUUUCAAGGGCCUCUGGUUCUGGCGGGUGCGUCGGAACAGGGUGCUGGAUAACUACCCCAUGCCCAUCAGUCACUUCUGGCGGGGUCUGCCUGGAGAUAUCGAUGCGGCCUAUGAAAGACAUGACGGCAGGUUCGUCUUCUUUAAAGGAAACAGAUUCUGGCUUUUCAGGGAAGCUAACCUGGAACACGGCUAUCCAAUGGAGCUGACUGAUUAUGGUCAGGAUAUUCCCUACGACCGAAUAGACACGGCCAUCUGGUGGGAGCCGUCCGGCUUCACUUACUUCUUUCAAGGAGACUGGUACUGGCGUUUCAAUGAGCAGUCGCGCUCAGCUGACAGAGGCUACCCGAAACCAAUCAGCGUCUGGGGAUCGUCAGUGCCCUCUGCUCCCAAGGGGGCUUUCCUCAGCGAUGACGGAGCUUACACUUUCUUCUACAAGGGUUCCAAGUACUGGAAGUUUGACAACCACCGCAUGAAGAGCGAACCAGGCUACCCCAAGUCCAUACUAAGAGACUUCAUGGGCUGCAGUGUAGACCUGGACCCGGACAGAGACAAGGACACAGACUCAGGGCGUAAAGUCCCAGAUGUGAACCGUCCGCCGUUCAACCCAGACGCAGGACGUGAAGGUGACAAAGGCAAAGAUCGGGACGGGACGGAUCAAGGUGGUACAGACAAAGACACGGGCAAAGGAUCAGACGGUGACAAAGACGAGGACUACCGUGAGGGUCGGGAGGAGGGCACCAAUGAGGUUGACGUGGUGCUGAAGGUGGACGACAGCGAGGAGCGGACCAUGAACAUCCUGAUGGUAACCAUCCCACUGGUCCUGGUGCUGUGCAUCCUGGGACUGAUCUACGCCAUCAUCAACACGCUGCAGAGCAAAGGGGCGCCGCGGCUUCUGGUGCACUGUAAGCGCUCCCUGCAGGACUGGGUGUGACCCUGGACAUUAGGGGGACACUGAACUUUGAACUUGAAUCGGACCUUAGACACCCGCCUCGUCUAAUCCUAACCCCUCCAUCUCUGUGCUCAGUGGCUCCUGAAACUCUUAAUACUUGUGGUAGUAGAUCCAUACACUCACAAAUAGAAUCAAGCAUAAAUUAUGUCUUACAUAUACACACACAAACACACACAUCAUCCUAACCUCCUCUUGUCUCCCAUGGUGCUCUACAAUGCGUUGACUGUAGUCUAUUUAUAUGAGAGAAGUUUGCACUUUUUUUUUUUUUUUUUUUUGUCUGGAUUCAUUUUGUGUGACUUUUUGUUAUUAUUAUUUUUAUUUCUAAACCAGGAAGGCCGCUCUGUUCUCUCUUCCUCCCCCUUUCCCCAAUCUCAGUGGGAGCUUUUUCCUCUUUGAUAACUUGACAUCUGUGUAUGCUAUCAGUCUUGCCACAAAAGAAAGACACAUGUAAAAGGCUCGAACAGACGGGUCACUGAACGUCCGCAUGAGGUUUAGCUGUGUUCCUUCCUCCUUUCAUCGUCUUCUCCACCCCGCUCCAUCUCCUCGCUUGUUUCUGCCAUAGAGCACAGUCUUCCGGAUGUGAGAGCUGAGAUAGAACGCAGCAGGGUUUGGUCACAGCAGACAUUUCACUAUAGUUUUGACGUGGUUGUUAGUCUGAAGGUUGAAUCUGGAGUUCUGCUUGUUGUUCAUACAGACACUGCUUUGGUUUUAAGGGAUAAUUCCAGUCAAUUCACAUCUUCAUUUUGCAGUUUUAUCCGUUGAUUGUCAAAGUUGCUAGAGUUCUUGUUGUGAUGGGAUCACUCCAGUCUGCUGACAUACUCACAGGUCGAACCAGACCCACCUCUCUUCAUUUGGAUCUCAGGUACAAACUUGUAGAGUUCAUGAGAGCAUCUUGCACUGUUGUGUUGUACUGAGCCGUAAAAUGUUAACGACUCAUUUUUCAUGAUGUUUAAAUGCAGCCUCAUAAACUCUGAAUCGAAUCAAACAAACACCAAGUGAUCUUCAUGUACCGAUCAAGUCCCAAUAACUUGUGAUGAGUGUUAGAGUUUAUUAGUUAAAUUUAAUCAACCACUGGCUCUUGAGAGCUGGGGGUGGGAGGCAGUGAAAGAAGCGGCUGCAGGUGCAGCGUUAGUGAGACUUUCCUCAGCAAUUCACAUUCUAAUCGCCCUAGGACAUAGGCAAUUGCCUAGUUUGCCUAUAUGGACGCACCGGCUUUGCUCACAUCGGCUCCUCCAGGCAGAGAAAGUCCGGAGGGUCUCCCUCGGAAAUUUGCGUUCACACACACAGCCCCUCCAGAGAAACUCCUAAGUGUCUCCAGGUCCAUAUUUUUCCCAUGAUCACACCUAGUUAAAUGCUGAGAUCUGUGACUUGGGCACGCAGCAUUAUUGCCAAAAGGAAUUCAAACACUUGGCUUAAAUGAGGACAGAUAUGAAAACUAUCACCCAAACAUAAAUUAGUUCACUAACUACUCACUAAAUAAUUCACUAAAUAAUCACUAUCCACAGUCAUCUUUAUAAGCCCUAUAUAAUAAAAAAAAAACACGAUGGCUAAAUCUACAAAAAUAAAUCCCCAACACACCUUAAUUAUCUUUUGAAGUCAGACUACUUGCCCCUUGUUUUCCUUCUUUAUCUUGUGCCCACACAGCUGGACAAUAGGUCUACCUCUUUUCCUCUCCUUACUUGGAAACCAUUAAAAGACCUCUUUGGCUGAAAAGGUAAACAGACGUUUGAGGGUAACCUCUUCCUUUAGCUUUCAUUUAUGUGGCUAAUUCUCAUAGAGCCUCUUCUCUGUCAACAGUGAGACUCCAGAGGAGACAGACUAAUGGUUAAUUUAAAGUCAGCUCACUAUGAAAUAACACAGGAGAGGCCGCAUUUAUUGCAUCUCUGUGCGUGUGACAAAACAAGAGACAAAGCAAAGCCACAGCUUUUAAUUUCAGAGCAGGAUGUUGCACCACAAAACAACCCAGCAGUCACAGGGUGCAGCUAAUGUACCGAGGACCUAAUAACGGCCUUUUUACUGCUCGUGCUUUUUAAAAAGGAAGAAACCUCCCUGACAACCUGUGGUCUUUUAGUUAUAAAGAUAGCGAAGCUGUGAGCACUAGGGUGGGCUCAGGCCAUGCAGGAUCAUGUGAUCACAGACUAAUCCUCUUCAUUAAAAAACAGCAGGUGUGCGCAAAUGCUGUUCACCCCCUUGACCCCUAAACUAAACCUUGAACUUCCAGAAUGAAAACACUACCCACUCGCGUUUCAUCUCCCACGAACAGAGAUAGGAUGAAUGGGAGUGUGUGCGCAGGAAAAAUUGUAUCAUGUUUUUUAACAUUUAGCUACUUAAAUACACAUGUUUGCCAAUUCUUUCAAAUACAUGCUAUAAAAUGUUGUGUUUAUUCUUUCUGGUGUUUGCAGCCUUUGGUUUCCAUUCAUUUAUUUAAGAUAUGAAAGUCACAAAUCUGCCUAAAGAUUUUCAUGCUGUGACAAAAUUAAUGGAAACCAAUUGCUGCCAUGAAAACAUACACUUAAAAAAGGACAUUCUUUUCAAUAUGAUUGAUGUAAAUGGUCACCAGAGGUUUUUAAACAGCAGGACCAAUACCUGCAAAACCAGUGGUGUUGUCCUGUAAAAGCUUGUCCUUGAUUCAUCAAUGGCAAAUUAUGAUCAUUUCCUGAGCUCAUUAUUGAUACAUUUUCAAGAAAUUAUUUUGAAAGGAAUGUUUCAAGAUUUUAAAUGAUAAGACCAUCCUUGUUUUGUUUUUUUUUACAAUUUUUUUUUCGGAAUCCAGGCUGAAGUGAGUGAGAGCGGGUGGAAGACUUGAGAGAGUGACUUCAAAUAGGAAUAGGAAGAAGGCUUAUCUGAGGCAGCAUUAGGUAAGCUGCCACCCUGACCAGAGGGGGCUCAGCACCCCCGGCUCAGGUUACACAGAUGUGGACGGGGAGGACGAGGAGAGGCCAAAUUUCCUGCAGCUGAGACAAGGGAAGGGGGGAUGGGGGAUGGGGGAGGGAGGCUGACCUCCUCUCCCUGAGCUUGCAAAGUUUGGAUUUCAGGAACAAGAAGGGGGGGGGGGGGGGUGUCAGAGAAAGAGAGAGGACUCUGAUGGCUCUAUCCCACUGGCAACCGCCCAUGUGACCCAAAUUCUCUCUGCUGGCUCAACAACAGUGCUGGUCAGAGAGGAAACUUCAGCUUACACUAGGAGACAGACCUUUUUGAGGAAUGUGCGCUGUAAGUGCUCUGCUUGUAGUUGUCAGUUUGCCCCGUUACAUUUUUUGACUUUUUAAAAACAAACCGGCCCCUGCGUACUUAGAGCUGCCUUUGUGGUAGUGAAGCGGUUUUCAACACACCGGGGGAUUCUGCGCCCAGACACGUUCACGAUAGCAACAAAACCCUCUGGAGGAUUUAGGUGAGGGGUGGUGCAGGGGCAGGACGUAACGCAUUCACUCUGCUGCAGAGAGUGUUUUUGUUUGCAGCACGUCAUCACGUGUGUCGACGCUUGUCACCAAAAGCUCUGUUGUCUUCUACGUGUAUGGCUCCGUCCUCCUGACCCACCUGCACAGAGCAUCUCAACACCCCCCACCACCAUCCCCCGGCCAUAUCGCUGCAACAGCUCUUGGUACAGGAUUGAUUUUUUCCGGUUGUAAAAUUUAAAGACUUUCCUUUCAAAGGAGAGCAGGGUUAUGACUGCAAUGAAAAAAGGUUAAAGAGCAGUCAUCAUUUAAUUUUCUUUACUUCAGGUACAUUAUUUUUUAGUCCCAUGAACAAAUGUGAGCUGGAACUCUCAAGCACUAGCAUUUGGGCUUCUUCUGUUUUGUGCAGCUUUUAUGUGGACGUACCCAUCAGGUGCGUGACCUCGCUGCUGUGUUCGGCCUCCAGCGACGUGAGGACAGGUUGAGGUGAGGUACCUCAGCAGACAGAGUCACGGUUACUGGGACGCUCUUGCUGAAAGGUGGAAAAAAGGAAGAGCAGAUGCAGCUUCCACCAGAGGUCUGGAGAUUGAUCCGUGGCCAGUCGAUAAACGUUGCCAGGAAACGGUUUCCUGUGUCCAUCGCUCACCUCCUCAUCAUCAGGGUUGGUGUGGGGGGGCAGUGUCUGGUUGGUUGGCGGACACAGCUAAUCAGUGUUAAAAGCACCCCCUCCCUCCUCUUCCUUCUCCUCCCCCUGCCCUGCUCUUCCCCGAUCCUACAGGCACAUCAGAGAGUGCUUAGACAGUCAAGCGUCUGGACAGGCUCCGAAAAUGCAGACUCAUUGACAAAAAGUUGUGUAUCGAGUAAAUGUUGUAUAUAUAUAAGAUUUCAAUCCUCAUCUUCUUUCCUCUGUAACCUCCAUACAGAAGCCCACAGGGACAUAACCACUUCAAAGUGAAAAGCAACAACUUCAACGUUGAAUAAGUCGAGAGCACCUGAGUUUUCUUUACUUAAAAUCACAGUUUCAGCAGUUUGAGAGAUUCUCUGUGAAGGUGACACUGACUGGGAUUGAAUUCAGGACAGCUGAUCGUCUCAGGACAGCGAGCAGAGGAGGAAUGUCGAGAGGUUUGGGGAGAAAUCCGUCAGGGUUGAUUGAUGAGUGUGGGUGUGCGUGGACUUAAUCAGCUCUACAAUAAGCAGGGGCUGUUUUCCGACUGUAAAUUUCCCACACUGUCUCGAUCCCACCCCUCUUCAUACUCAGCCCGGCCCUCUAAGCCCCGAGGGGAUCAUAAUAACAACAAUGGCCUUCUCUCUCUCUCCCUCCCUCUCUUUUCACUCUCUCUUUCUCCUCCCCCCAUUUUGUCUCUCCCCUAUACACACACAAACACAUUAUUCUCUUCCCGAGCCUCACCUUCCUCCCCUCCCCACCCCUCCAUCAGGAAACGAGUCCAGGCCAAGGUCCAGCCUUACGCAGCAGAGCCUGUUUUUAGAUCCACCUCCUUGUUCAGCAACAUUCAACACUGUGGAGGGCGUCACUUAAGCAAAGACACCAUACUCUGUCAGGUUUUGAGUUUGAGGAACAAACACUUGGCACUGGCAGGUCACAUUUAUAUCUAAAGUUGCAAAAGACUUGAGUUGUUCUAUGUUAAUGCCUUGUUUGUUUCAAAGUACGGGGCCUUGAUGCAAAGUUUGGGUAAGGUUAGGAUGUGGCUGAGCUUGUGUGAGCUCUCGUCUCUUUCAAGAUGUGUUUGCCUUCCUGAUUCAGCCCUGCUGUUUUGGCUCUGAGCCUGGGAUUUAUACUAUUUUUUUUAUUUUAUUUUGUUAUAUUUUCAUGAACAUCUCAGUUGAAACUGUCACAAUCAUUCAGAAGACUGCUUUGUCUGUGCUCUCCACUCUGUAUUUGUUGUGUUCCCGCUUCCUGCGAUCGCAGUGUAUCCCCACACUGCCUAAUAACCAGAAGGUUCUAACAGCCAUUGCAUCAGCAAUGGCUGAAAUGAUGUCAAAAACAGAUGAAAAAAAACAGAUCAAUAAAUAAAACUGAAGAGAUCACAGAGAAAAGAAUCAGUCCAAACUGACAUAGAGUAAGACUGUGAUCUGUUUCACAAUCACUGGGGAUAGCUCUGUGGCUUUUGAUGGCUCAACCCCAAAAGGAUUGUGGGUUCUCCUUUUUCCCAGACUGCAUCUCACCUUGCCCAUUGAGCCCAUGCACUCUGAAACCACUCAUCAGAAAUCAUCACUCAGCCAACUCAUCCGCUCACCGUGGAACAGGACGGAACAGGAAAGAUGGCUGACAAAUGACUUUCAGCAUCCGUGUCGUCGCUUUUUCCAGAGCGAGUGCAGCGGCUCUGAUGGAGCUUCAGACGAGCAUCCAAACUGACAAGCAGCCCACUUAAAGGAAACUGCUUUCAUCCACUAACUGCCGCUACAGUAGAUUUUAUGGGAGCCAGUGGAUUCUGUACUGACCGUCAGUACUUAGCAUCUCAAACUAGGUCCUCCUUACCUUUUGCCUUCAUUACUACCUGGGUAUUGGUUAAGUGACUUUCUGAACAAAAAAAACUCAUCAUCAUCCCUGAUUGGGUUAAAAUGGUGGGGAAAAAUACAAAAAAGCAGCCAAUCAAAACAUGAGGUUAUUGUUGGUCCUUGAUGAUUUGUCUUAUUUUGAUUUUAAUUUGUGAUUAUUUUGUUUCCUCUUUUUUGUUAAUAACAUUCCAAUUAGAUUUUUUGGGAUUGGUUGUUAGUGGGUGUGGUUUUUUCUGUAGAAAAUGUAAGAUUUUAUACAUAUGUGUUGUUGUGUGUUCACCUCUAGUUGAGUGUGUUAACAAGCCAUGCUGGACAUGUACACAUUAAAAAUUGCUCUGAAAAUA
Pleuronectes platessa (European plaice) is the source of this 8128-nucleotide messenger RNA. It is a transcript of the gene mmp15b, whose product is annotated as matrix metallopeptidase 15b. Gene Ontology annotation, cellular component: extracellular matrix. The coding region runs from base 7 to 1857 and encodes 616 amino acids. Gene Ontology annotation, molecular function: zinc ion binding; metalloendopeptidase activity. Lineage: Eukaryota; Metazoa; Chordata; Actinopteri; Pleuronectiformes; Pleuronectidae. Gene Ontology annotation, biological process: collagen catabolic process; extracellular matrix organization; proteolysis. The record is from RefSeq and is a predicted model, not a curated record. The transcript has 9 exons.